CCAAUCUUCCAGUUUCUUUUAUUGGAAGAUUGGUUUAUUUCCUGUGAAUGAUAAACAUUUUUAAACUCUACCUCACUUUUUUGGACAUCAACCCCGUCUAGAAUACAUUCGAAAAAUGUGUUGAAGUUAUUAUUUUGACAUUUGUUAGUCACACAUUCUCCUUACAAAGGAAAAAAAAAACAAAUAAAUUCGAACCACAUUUGGUGUCAUCGCGUAUGCUUGAGCUAAAAGCAACUUGAAUGGAUAGAACUAAUCCCGGUUAUCGCAACAACAGAAAGUUGUUUAUUUUUAAAACUUAUUUUAUAUUUUUUAUAUUCGGACUAAUAACUUUGGCCGAAUAUGCCGCAUUCAUAACGGUCGGAGUCCUCUCGAACUUUUUUCUCGUCCACACUGAGUGGGUGGUGACCUGUUUCUCCAUGGCUCUGUUGCUCUUGACCAUAUUUGUGUUUGUGGAAAAUGUGCGAUAUGUCACUCCUCUCAGCUGGCUGCUGGCGAUGAUCGUUGUUGAGGGAUUCAUUUUGGGUCUGGCACGAACCAUUGUCCAUAUGUCCUUGGAAGAGCUGUUCAUUUGUUUUGCUUUUGUAGCUGUCGUGAUGGGGUGUUGUAUGUUGUUGGCCACUUGCCUGCCUCAUGAUUUCACCCUGGACGUGAUCAUUAUAUUUGUUUUGUCCUUCAUCUUUUUUAUUGCUGCAGUUUAUUUUGUCACUUUGUUUGCUUUGGCCCAUGUGGAGUUCUCCUUACACAUCUUUAGCGGUUUGGUGACGUUCAUCGUGUGCAUUUUCAUUCUGUAUCACACCCAAACUAUCCAUGGCGGUCGAUAUGCCGAACUGCGUUCAGGCGAUUACAUCCUAGCCUCUCUAAUACUCUACAUUGAUUUUACGAUACUCCUACUAUUGUCUUUCUACUUCGUGCCAAAAGUAUGGAACUGCCUUAUCAAGAACAUGUGAAGAUCAUGCAAAGGCGAUGAUUUAAAAGAAGAGAUUUCCACAUUUAUAAAACUUGAGAAACUAAUUAAUGAUGUUGAACAUUCUAAAAAUUAGCAAUAAAACCUUUCUAAAUGGGUAUGGUAAAUUGCCAUACAAACAAAUAAA
Messenger RNA from Stomoxys calcitrans (stable fly), 1091 nucleotides. RefSeq lists its product as uncharacterized. The record is from RefSeq and is a predicted model, not a curated record. Bases 240 to 947 code for a protein of 235 amino acids. Gene Ontology annotation, cellular component: membrane. NCBI's taxonomy places the organism in Eukaryota, Metazoa, Arthropoda, Insecta, Diptera, Muscidae. The transcript has 5 exons.